AUGGGCUGCGGGAAGAGCAAGGUGAGGGCGGGCGCCCCGCCCCAGCCGGAAGCCAACGGCCGCCGGGGCCCGGGCAGCCAAUCGUCAGCUAAGGACCAUUUCCCUUGUCAGCCUUUGCCAGAAAACCCAGCCAUUGGUGUGAGCAGACCCUCAGGGUCCACCAGCACAAGCCUCUUGGACCCCAGAGCCCGGCUCAGGGCCUAUAUAGAUAGCCACCCUGUAGUCAUUGUCAGCAAGUCCGCAUGCAAGCGCUGUGCUGAGGUAAAGAAGUUAUUUGAGUCGAUGAGUGUUCCGUAUUUUUUGCUCGAACUUGAUCAAGCAGAGGACGCCCGGGGCCUGGAACUAGCGCUCUCGGAGCUGACGCCGGAGACCGACGCGCCCGUGGUGUUCGUGAAGCGGCGGAACAUAGGCGGCCAUGGUCCAACCCUGAAGGCUUAUCAAGAGGGCAGACUUCAAAACCUACUAAACAUGAAUGGCUCUGAGGAUCUUCCUGAGGUCUAUGACUAUGACCUCAUCAUCAUUGGAGGGGGCUCAGGAGGACUGGCAGCUGCUAAGGAGGCAGCCAGAUAUAAUAAGAAGAUAAUGGUCCUGGAUUUUGUCACUCCAACCCCUCGUGGAACUAGAUGGGGUCUCGGAGGAACAUGUGUAAAUGUGGGUUGCAUACCUAAAAAACUGAUGCACCAAGCAGCUCUGUUAGGACAAGCCCUACAGGACUCUCGGAACUAUGGUUGGAGCACCGAGGAGACGGUUAAACAUGACUGGGAUAAAAUGACAGAAGCUGUACAGAACCACAUUGGCUCUCUGAACUGGGGCUACCGGGUAGCUCUGCGGGAGAAAAAGGUGACCUAUGAGAAUGCAUAUGGACAGUUUGUGGGUCCUCAUAGGAUUAAGGCAACAAAUAACAAAGGCAAAGAAAAAAUUUAUUCAGCAGAGAGAUUUCUCAUUGCUACUGGUGAGAGGCCACGUUACUUGGGAAUCCCCGGUGACCGAGAGUACUGCAUCAGCAGUGAUGAUCUUUUUUCCUUACCUUAUUGCCCGGGUAAGACCCUGGUGGUUGGAGCAUCCUAUGUUGCCCUGGAAUGUGCUGGAUUUCUUGCUGGCAUUGGUUUAGAUGUUACUGUUAUGGUACGAUCCAUUCUCCUUAGAGGAUUUGACCAGGACAUGGCCAACAAAAUUGGUGAACAUAUGGAAGAACAUGGUGUCAAGUUUAUAAGACAGUUUGUACCAAUAAAAGUUGAACAAAUUGAAGCAGGGACACCAGGCCGACUCAGGGUGGUAGCUCAGUCCACCAGUAGUAGUGAAACCAUUGAAGGAGAGUAUAAUACGGUAUUGCUGGCAAUAGGAAGAGAUGCUUGCACAAGAAAAAUUGGCUUAGAAACCGUGGGAGUAAAAAUAAAUGAAAAGACUGGAAAAAUACCUGUCACAGAUGAAGAGCAGACCAAUGUACCUUACAUCUAUGCCAUUGGUGAUAUAUUGGAGGGGAAGCUGGAGCUCACCCCAGUAGCAAUCCAGGCAGGAAGAUUGUUGGCUCAGAGGCUUUAUGCUGGCUCCAAUGUGAAGUGUGAUUAUGAAAAUGUUCCAACAACUGUGUUUACUCCUUUGGAAUAUGGUGCCUGUGGUCUUUCUGAGGAGAGAGCUGUGGAGAAAUUCGGGGAAGAAAAUAUUGAGGUUUAUCAUAGUUACUUCUGGCCAUUGGAGUGGACAAUUCCCUCAAGAGAUAAUAACAAAUGUUACGCAAAAGUAAUCUGUAACAUCAAAGAUAAUGAACGUGUCGUGGGCUUCCACGUACUGGGUCCAAAUGCUGGAGAAGUUACACAAGGCUUUGCAGCUGCCCUCAAGUGUGGACUGACCAAAAUGCAGCUGGACAGUACCAUUGGAAUCCACCCCAUCUGUGCAGAGGUAUUCACGACCUUGUCAGUGACCAAGCGCUCUGGGGCAAGCAUCCUCCAGGCUGGCUGCUGAGGUUAAGCCCCAGUGUGGAUGCUGCUGCCAAUACUCCAAACCACUGCUGUGUUUCCUUGCCCAAACCCAAGGGGAAGUUUUUAGGAAGGUCUUGGGCUUUGGCACCUGGACGUCCUGUGCGCACAGCACCCAAGGCCCCCUUGGAUCUCCUGGGCAGGAGGUGGUGAAUGGAAGGCAGGCAGCGUCACACUGGGGUCACCGUGAAGGACUGGAACUGACAUUCGGCAUGCAUCGGCGUGGUGCGUCCAUGAAGUCACUGGCCUCAAGCCAUGCGGUGGGCAGUGAUGGAGCAACUGUCGAGCAGUUUUAGUGUGAUCUUUCCUUUCUGAGUUUGCCUAUUCUCACUGUUAAGCUUUUUAAUGUUGAUUCCUUUUUUUUUUCCCUCCAAGGUGUAAAUGAUACUAGAGAGGAGAAAUGUUAGCAGUUGGUUUUUGUUCAAAAGCAGGUCUUGAGUAUGCAAGUAAGGUGCCUUGUGCACGGGAGGCGUGGUUUGGUCACUUGGAGGCUGCUUAGGCUUGUCCUGCACAACAGAACUGUGCCAGGAUUCCAGUGUCCUGUCCUUUGUGACCAACCUAUCAUUCAGUGUCUCCCCUCAGGGGUUUUGUGUCAGAACAAGUACAGUUAUGACAAGAUCUGGCCACAUUUGUCCCAUUUGCUACAUCACCUACUGUUCUUAGUUUUAAUGCUGUUUAGGAAAAAAGGUGGCUCCUUGGCCAGCUUGUUUGAAGUAAUACUCCACUGCGCAGACCUAGUCAGAGAGGAGGUUUCCCACCAGGACUCACCGUGGAGGCAGAGGUGCACCUUUAAAUGGGGAGGAACAAUAAAUAUUUUCCUUUAUUUAGUGUAUCGUGUUGGUCUAAGUGAGCUCUUUCUCAGUAAGAAACAUUUAACUUGGGUAAUACUUUUUGGGGGUAACCUGAGCUUUAAGCUAAAAACAAAGACUAUCACAGCCUUACUUUUCAUGUGUGUUACAUAUCUAUCCCUUCCUAUGAGCUGUGUUCAUAGGAAAAUAGGUCCCCCACACUUACGAUUCAACUCUGUUAUGGUAAUUGAUGUUUUAAGGAAGUAUUAAUGUCCUAAGUUAUUAUUUUUGAACACAGGUGGACGUGAAGGAUUUUCAUUUAAAAACCAAAUGGUUUUGACUUUUUUUCUGUUGAAUGAAUGACUGAUCCUGGCAGAAUUGUGGUCAAAGCAUUCCAGCUUGUAGCAUGACAGAGAGGGUUGGCUCUGCAGUUCGAGAUUCCUACAUGAAUGUGCUGACUAUUCCACGAUGACGUGUGGGCCACUUUGUCUCUCAAAGUUGGAUCUGCACCAUAUGCUGUGGCUGUCAGGCCCCUGCCAGCCCAUCACCUCCUCUCAGCUCGAGUUCUCAGCAGCAACGCUGAGUGGCAGUACAUUUUUUGGUCACCUCAGGGAACUUCUGCAUCUGCCUGGCAUGUAGUCAGCAGGGUGCCUACCCCUGUCCCACACGGCUCUGCCUCACGCCCUCACCCAUAUGGCUCUUUGAAGAGCACAAAAAGGAAAACGGGGAUGUGGGGGGGAGGGGACAACAACUGAGGCAGUUGACUGUGUUCAGCUUUAUUUAUUUUUUUAAUCGAUUUUUUUUUUCUCCAAGACUACCAGUCUCAGAAGUUAGAACAAUAGGCAGUAUGAUAUGUUUGUGCCUAAUCAUGUUGUGAUUCUUUCUUCUUAGUAGAAUGGAAUGUUUGGCCCCCAUAAGAAGGAUUAUACUUGAUAGACUUGUCUUAUUUAGGUUCUGUAAUUGCCCACUGUACUGAGAUUCAUAUUAAAUUCCAUGUAUUUUUGUUAUGUAUCUUCUGGGGAAAAAAAAAAAAAACUGUGAAACAUUAAAAGGUAUUA
Messenger RNA from Canis lupus familiaris (dog), 3822 nucleotides. RefSeq names its product thioredoxin reductase 1 (gene TXNRD1). Gene Ontology annotation, biological process: glutathione metabolic process; cellular response to oxidative stress; cell redox homeostasis. Gene Ontology annotation, molecular function: thioredoxin-disulfide reductase (NADPH) activity; glutathione-disulfide reductase (NADPH) activity; flavin adenine dinucleotide binding. The record is from RefSeq and is marked validated. NCBI's taxonomy places the organism in Eukaryota, Metazoa, Chordata, Mammalia, Carnivora, Canidae. Gene Ontology annotation, cellular component: mitochondrion; cytosol.